GUUUGGCUAAUUGCCAAUUCAAAUGUCACCGUAUUAUUGUUACACACGUGUGUGUUAUUAGUACUCGGAUGGAUUUGCUAAGUUUGGUUAAGCGUUUUAAAAUGUAGAUUUGUGUGUCUGGCGGGGGUCUACGUUGACAAGAUCAAAAUGUUAAUAAUGAAGUUGCUAGUUACAUUUUUUUGGAAACAUGAAAUCGUCAUUUUAAAUAAAAUUAACUGUUUUCUAUCGCUAUAAUUUUCAGGGUUACAGUUACUGGACUUGCUACCAAAUUUAAGGGAGAAAGAAGAUGAUGACCUCCUGAUCCAAUGUGAAACUUUUGAGGAAACCAUGUCUGAGGAUGAGGAGGAGUUAAUGAGAAUAUAUGGUGGAAUUGAUAUGAGCAGCCAUCAAGAAGUAUUCACAACACUCUUUAACAAAGUGAGCAGCUCCCCAGCCUCUCUUCAGCUCCUGUCGAUUCUUCAGGGUCUUUUGCAGUUGGGACCUGCAAACUGCAACGCCUGGCUGGCUUUGGAAGCCUUGGUAAACAGAGUCAUAUUGCUGGCUGACGACGGUAAUCCAGCUGAAGAAGAUUCCAUUGACACCAUUAUGGAGAGGCUUUUAGUUUGCAAGAGAAAGCCAAGUGAGCAGCAGACAGCUGAGGGGAGACCUGCCAAGAAGGUUGACGUGGGUGCACAGACUGACCAGGCGGGGAAUGGAUCAGAAAUUCUUUGUGCUGCAUUCAAGCCAGCUCCAGACCAAUCUCCCCCACCGCCCCCACCUCCUCUACCUCCACCUCUGCCGUCAACAGGAGGGAAACCUCCGCCUCCUCCGCCACCACCCCUCCCUGGCAUGGGCAGCCCACCCCCACCCCCACCUCCCCCACCCCUUCCUGGCAUGUGUGGCAGUCCUCCCCCUCCACCUCCCCUGCCAGGUAUGGGUGGAAUGCCCCCUCCACCACCUCCUCUCCCAGGCAUGGCCCCACCCCCACCUCCUUUACCUGGCAUGGGCAGCAUGUCUCCCCCUCCACCCCCACCACCCUGCCCGGGUACAGGAGACAUGCUAGUGGCACAGACCAGCUACACCUUGGGAUGCACUCAGACUGACUUUCACAAACCAGUCCGCUACCCAACGCUCCGGAUGAAGAAGCUAAACUGGCAGAAGCUGCCUUCUAAUGCGAUGUCAGACAGUAACUCCAUGUGGACCUCUGUGCAGAGGAUGGACAGCCCCCUAGAGCCGAAUUACUCCAGCAUUGAGCAGCUCUUCUGUCUGCCUGUGGCUCAGUCCAAAGAGGAGGCAGCUACCCCUGUCAAGAAGCCUCCCAAAGAGAUUACGUUUCUUGAACCUAAGAAGAAUCUUAAUUUGAACAUUUUUUUGAAGCAGUUUAAGUGUUCCAACGAGGAGGUUGUUCACAUGAUCAAGAGUGGAGAUCGAUCCAAGUUUGAUGUGGAAGUUUUGAAACAACUUUUGAAGCUGCUGCCUGAGAAGCAUGAAAUAGCAAAUCUAAAAUCAUUUCAAGGCGAGAAGGAGAAACUGUCUAAACCAGAUGCAUUCUACCUCCUCCUCCUUGGCGUGCCAGGCUACCAGUUAAGGAUUGAGUGCAUGCAGUUGUGUGAGGACACUGCCUCAGUGAUGGAGAUGCUGCGCCCAAAAGUGGACUUGAUCGAAGCAGCAUGUGACAGUCUGUUGGCCAGCAGUAGAUUACCGAGCUUCUGUAAACUGCUUCUAAAAGUUGGAAACUUCUUAAACUAUGGAAGUCACACAGGCAACGCGGAGGGGUUUAAAAUAAGCACACUUCUGAAGCUGACUGAGACGAAGGCAAACAAGUCCCGUAUCACACUGCUGCACCACAUGGUGGAGGAAGCGGAACAAAACCACACAGAUUUGUUGGAACUUCCCAAUGAUAUCGAAUGUUGUUCCAAAGCAGCUGGUAUAAGUAUUGACUCAAUCCAGGCUGAAGCGAGUUCUCUAACCAAACGACUUAAGGAGACUUCUGGUAAAAUAGCAUCAUCUAUAGAAGAGGUCAAGCUGCAGUAUGCAAAACUUACACAGGAGAGUCUUGCUGCCUCUGAAGAGCUCGAGGAUCGCUUUGGUGUCAUAGAAGCCAAGAAGAAAGACCUGGCCCUGUACCUGUGUGAGGACCCUGCCAGGCUGUCUCUGGAGGAGUUAUUUAAUACCAUCAAGACCUUCAGAGAUCUGUUCCUGAAGGCAAUUCAGGAUAACAAGACCAGGAAGGAACAAGCUGCCAAGGCAGAGAAGAGGAAGAAGCAGCUUGAAGAUGAAGAAUCCAAGAGACAAAAGGGAGAGGAUGGGAAGAUUAUUCGUAAAGGCCUCCCGAAGCAGGAAGAGGAGUGCGUUAUCGACUCUCUCCUGGCGGACAUCCGGAAAGGCUUUCAGCUGAGGAAGACUGCACGGGGCAGGUGUGAAUCAGAGUGCACUCCUACUAGUGAAACACAUAGAGGUAAAACAGAGCCUGGCAAAAAUGUCAGUGCUGCAGGGGAAGAAGCAAAAGCCUUGGUUUCCAAGGCAACCAAAACCAACAACCGUCGGCCAUAUUGCGCUGUUGGAAUGGACAAAACAAGCAGUGUCAUCUUGCCCCCUUCUGAACCAGACCUUGCAGUACAAGAGGAUACUAGUGCUGCAUGUUCAAAGCAAGGCCUUCCUCCCUGCCUAGACACUACAGAAAGAAAUGCUACAAAACACAGCCCAUCCACGGUGACUCCCGUAGACACAGGGAAUAAUGGGAAUCAAUUGGACAAUAAUGGAAAUGACACCCAGGAGGAAUCUGGUUUCCCUGCUCUAUGUGAACCUGCUUUAGCUAGCCACACACUUCAUGUUCUAAAUGAGCAGUGUGAGGGUAAUGGGGAUGUUGAUAGGAAAGUGGGCCACAAGCCCAGUGCCGCACAGUUUGAACUCAAUGGAAACAGUAAAGAUGAAAGUGCAACACAGGUUAAGCAUGGUGAUCCAGAUGCACUUCUGCUUGAAUUUGCCGUGCACACUGACGGCAAUGGCAAUGACAGGCGCCGGAAUAUUGCUUUAGACAGGACGGCGAGAGAGAGCGACGUUCCUGAUGGUAUGAAGGGGGCGAGUGUCUCUGAAGAGCCUUCGCCAGCAGUAGAAUCCGAGCAAAGCACUUCCGGUUCACGCAAGUCCACAAACUCUCAGAAAUCUGCAGACAAAGGGCUGUCUAAACACAUGGGGAAAAAUAAAAAGAAGAGUGGUGAAGCAGUUUACAAGGAAAAUGGACACACAAAAUCAAAAAAGGGUUGUAAUUUACAGUGAGGUAGACCACGGAAGAAAGGCAAGACAAAAGCCAAAAGGACAUGUUGAGUUUGGGCAGGGGGUGUGCCUUUCUAUAUGGUGUUAUCAUUUUGUAAAACUGUAUGAUAAUGUACUUCUUUGCUGACUCCCUGAUAAUGCCGUGAAGCUAAUAUUCAAGUGUUGUUCAAAGAAGACUUUUUGGGUUGAAUCCCAGGAUUUACUUCCGGCCAUCCUAUGAAUUCAAGGAUCUAAAGAAAUGAGUGCCAGUGAUGAAGCUGGUCUUGCUUGAGAGCCAGUGAUUAAAGGGAAGCGUUAAGGAAAAGACUACCAGCGAUACACACUCUUCAGGAUUAAAGGGACAUGCUUAUAAAAUCAUUGUCAUAAUUUUUUGUGUAAGAAAUACACCAGUAAUGUUACAAAACUAAUAUCAUUUUGAAAUUCACUGCCGUAAAUGUACUGAGCUCUUGAACAAAGCUGUAAAUGAUGAUGAGAGACCAAGCACUGAUGAGAGUUGCCUAUAGGGUCAGUAGUCUCCAAUGAUCAGACUACCCACAAGCUUAUAGUUAAGGACCCUCUAAGUUUACACCAUUCAUCUUUCCUUAUCGAAUUGCAUGUGUGUGAGAGAAAAAAAAGCAUAAUGCCAUAUGAACAAAAAAAUAAUAUUUGUAUUGUUCUCCCUCAAAUAUGACCACUAGGGGACAGGUCAUAAUAGAGAAGUGGUCUUAGUACAGUAGAUUUAAAAUUGGAAAGGGACAGAAAGAAAAGGGUGUUAAUGUUGAACGGGUCUUCAUAUGAUGCUGGUCAUAAGGAAGGAGUUCACUAUAUGGGGGGGAAAAAAGAUUAAAAAGAAAAUAUUCUUAAUUGGUACAUAUUGCUAUCAAUUCUCUGUUUGUUUAUUUUUUUUUACAAAAGACACUUUCCCACAGAUCAGCAGUAAAGUGAUACAGCGAGCACUGGACGUAGCGAGCACACAUAACCAAUUAAAGCCGUCCUUGCUUUUCUUAACACACUAUUUCCUUUCUACAUGUGCUGUCUUGCAGCUUCCUUUUAGAAAACUGUUAUAAAUUAAACCUGGCCUGUUAAAUAACACUGCUCAAAUAAAAAAAGCUUUUAAAUCAGGGCCAAUGGGCCAAAUUGUCUGAGCACGUUCUUAAUAGCUGCUUCUUGGCCCGUGUUUCUAAAUGGUAUAAAAGCUAGAGUUAUAACGUUUUAAUAGUGUUAAUUUAAGGGCCCCCGUGCAGUGCUCUUGCUUCCUUUUGUAACAUUCAUUGACAUCCCUUCAGAAAAAAACAAAACCAGUGUAGGCCCAAGCUUUAUCCAAGCUCCAUGUAAAUACUUGUGGUUGCUGCUGCUAUUCUAUUCUGUAUGCGUACUUACAGAAGAUUGUAAAGUGGUUCAAUUCAAUGACAAUAAAAGAGAGUUCAUGCCCUCCCUUAUAAAAGUAUACAGCUGUAAAUUUGCAGUCAUUUUGCAGUUUUCCCAUGUUAUAUUAUCCAGUUACAACAGUUUACCAGUUUACCAUGGUUUGCCUUGUUAUAAAACUUCAGGAGGAAGGACUGGCCCCAUACUUAUUAUGUCAACUGUUAACCAAUCAGAUUAUAAAUAAACCUGACACCCGUCUUAUGCACAAUUGGUCACACCCCUCCACCUCCACCAAUCACCACCCUAUUUUUCUGUCCUGCUGGCCAGGUAGUGGUCCGUCACAGCAAGCAAGUUUGAGGCCAACUGACUUCUCCAUAUCUUACCUAUUAUAUAUACUGUAAACUGUCUUGGCAUUUAUACUGUUUACAAAACACUAGUUGGAACUCCCUCAUAUUACCUGUAUCAAUAGGUUUGUAUUUUCUAUUGAUUAUUAUUCUAAGCAGCACACAAUCAUAACAAUAUUCUGCAUGUAUCUGAUAACUUUGUAUACAGAACUGUAGUUCUUUAUAUUGGUUUGCCUUCAUAUCUUAAAUAAAACCAUGAAAUGCAA
Messenger RNA from Acipenser ruthenus (sterlet), 5209 nucleotides. Its product is annotated as inverted formin-2-like. Gene Ontology annotation, molecular function: actin binding. The transcript is spliced from 19 exons. Gene Ontology annotation, biological process: cellular component organization. The record is from RefSeq and is a predicted model, not a curated record. The coding region runs from base 328 to 3258 and encodes 976 amino acids. Lineage: Eukaryota; Metazoa; Chordata; Actinopteri; Acipenseriformes; Acipenseridae.